This is a messenger RNA of Salvia hispanica, 2764 nucleotides long. RefSeq names its product peroxin 5 (gene PEX5). Gene Ontology annotation, biological process: protein import into peroxisome matrix, docking. The record is from RefSeq and is a predicted model, not a curated record. Gene Ontology annotation, cellular component: peroxisomal membrane; cytosol. Gene Ontology annotation, molecular function: protein binding. NCBI's taxonomy places the organism in Eukaryota, Viridiplantae, Streptophyta, Magnoliopsida, Lamiales, Lamiaceae.
UCUCUGCCUCAAAAUUAAAACUUUUAUUUCGAUAAAUUCCAUUUCCGGCUGUCUCUCUCUCUCUCACAGCUAGCUACUGAAAUCGGGAAGAAAAUAAGCGGCGCCUUGCUGCCGUAGGAAGCCUUACCGGAAUUCUCUCACUAUGGCGAUGCGGGACCUGGUGAGCGGUGGCGCCGCCUGCGCGGUGCCGGGGUCGUCUUCUUCAUCUAACCCCCUCGGAGCUCUCGCCAACGCCCUUAUUGGUUCAUCCUCCAAAACCCAGGAAAGGCUUCAAGAGAUACCGACUGCAACAGCUACUGCAUCAGAUGGCAAUUUGCAUGCAGGGAUGGGAGAACCCUUUAAUGCUGCGCUUCCGGGGGCUGAGCUUGAAUAUAUGCCUCCUAAUGCGCAGGGUUCAGAAUUCCUUCGAGGCUUUCACUCAAUGGAUCAAAAUAGGUUUUCAGAUGCUUGGGAUGACAUUCAGAGGCCUCAGAUUCCUCAUUUUCAGGGAAGGACUGGACCAACCAACUUGCCUUUAGAGCAUGCUCGGCUUCAACAAGAUUUUGAUGGGCCACCUCAAAAAGUUUUGUCCAAUUUUUUGCACUCAUUUCUUCACAGCGGACAUGGUAGCAUACCUUUCCGUCCGGCUUCACUUCCUGUUUUAGGACUGUCUGAAGGUGACAAGCAAUGCAUACGUGAUCGUAGCAGUAUUAUGGCUCGUCAUCUUUUUGCAGACAAGAGUGAAGAGUUUAUUCAUACACAGGUUAAUGCACUGCUGUCAUCUUUAGACAUUGAUAAUGAUAUCCGAGCCAGAGGCCCAAUACCUGGGAGAUUUCCGGAGCUAGAGGAAUAUUGGACCGAGUCACAACAUAUGAAACCUUUGUCUGGUGGUGCAGAUGGAUGGGCCUCUGAAUUUUCACAACAGCUAGUGCCUCAUGACAAUCCAAAUAUGUGGGCUCAGUCAUUUGAAAGACAACAUGGUGCAAAUGGUUGGGCAUCUGAAUUUGAGCAUGAGCACUUGCAACUUGCUUCAGUUGAUCAAAUGAGAGCUACUGGUGUCCCUAACCUUGCUGCCAUGGAGCAGACUCGCAUGUUAGCUCAUACGCUUGCUCAAAAUAAUGACCCAAAGUUUCAGAAUUCGAAGUUCCUCCAGUUUGUAUCAAAGAUGAGCCGUGGUGAAAUCACUAUUGAGGACAAUCAAUUCAAGCCUGCUGGAAUCUCUGCACCUGGAGAUUGGGCUGCAGAAUAUGAACAGCAGCACAGUGGGGGCAGAUCCUGGGCUGACCAGUUUUCUAAUGAACAGCUUUCUCAUGGACCGCAUGGCUGGGCAAAUGAGUUUGCUACUGAACGUGGGCAACAAGGAUCAACAGAAGAUGAGUGGGCGAAUGAAUUUUCCAAGCUAAAUGUCAAUGACUGGUCUGAUGAAUUUGAGCGCCAGGUUACUGAUGGAGUGCUUGGCGAUUCUUCUGGUGAUAAUUGGGCCAAUGCUUAUGACGAUUAUCUUAAUGAGCAAACAGCACUAAAGCAGAAAUCGGAUGCGUCAAGAGGGGUAUACGUGUUCUCUGAUUUAAAUCCUUAUGUUGGCCGACCUAAUCCUUUGAAGGAAGGCCAGGAACUUUUCCGUAAGGGGCUUUUAAGUGAAGCUGUUCUUGCUUUGGAGGCUGAGGUUCUGAAGAACCCAGAUAAUGCUGAGGGUUGGAGAUUACUUGGUAUAGCUCAUGCAGAGAAUGAUGAUGAUCAGCAGGCAAUUGCAGCCAUGAUGCGCGCACAUGAGGUUGAUCCAACAAAUUUGGAAGUUCUUCUUGCUCUUGGUGUGAGUCAUACAAAUGAGCUGGAGCAGGCAGCUGCACUAAAGUACCUGUAUAGUUGGCUACGUCAUCAUCCUAGAUAUAGCACCAUAGCCCCUCCAGAUCAGCCCGAGAAUUUGUAUUAUGCUGAUGUGGCUAGGUUAUUUAAUGAUGCAGCUAAACUCUCUCCUGAAGAUGCUGAUGUACAUAUAGUACUUGGGGUGCUGUACAACUUAUCUAGAGAAUAUGACAAAGCCAUUGAAGCUUUUCAGACAUCUUUGAAACUCAAACCACGAGAUUAUUCACUCUGGAAUAAGCUUGGUGCAACACAAGCUAAUAGUGUUCAGAGUGCUGAUGCAAUUCUAGCUUAUCAACAGGCUCUAAAUCUAAAGCCUAAUUAUGUCCGCGCAUGGGCAAACAUGGGAAUCAGUUAUGCCAACCAGGGUAUGUAUGAGGACUCUAUCCGUUACUAUGUUCGAGCACUGGCAAUGAACCCAAAGGCAGAUAAUGCCUGGCAAUAUUUGAGAAUAUCACUGAGCUGUGCAUCGCGGAAUGACAUGUUUGAAGCCUGCGACUCAAGGAAUCUCGACAUCCUGCAAAAAGAAUUUCCCAUGAUAUAAAUUUGAUCCAUAAGCAGUGACAACUUCAGAUUCACCUUUCCCCUGUAGAUUUCCAUCACCUUGCUCGCUCGCUUGCUCGCUCCAUAACCAAAUCUCUCUCUCUACAGGAAUGGAAGAUCAACCAAUGAGUUGGUUUUCAAGUAAAACUGCUGGGGCAAAUUAGUAUGGUUCAGGAUACUACAGUUUUCAUGAAACCUGAUCAUAUUUGUAUCAUUAUAGUUGAUUAUUUGCAAUAAAUAUAUACAAAAAGGCUCAUCAAUUCAAAAAGGAUAUGCUAUUAAUUUGUACUACUAGUAAAUGUAUCAAAGUCUCAAAGUGAACAAGUUGUUGGCAUUGGGUUUGAUAAUUGCAAUGUUUUCCCCUUUGUAGGACUGAACA